AUUGACGGGAAAAAUAUGAAUAACGCUAUGAAAGAUUUAAAGUAGCACAAACGUAGGUUUAACGAAUACUUUAAAUAAAUGUGCUAUUCAUUCAUUACACAGUGUGAUCGGUUUAUCUCUUAACUAGUUAAUCAUUGUUUAAAGUUUGUUAACGGAGUUGUGGAAUUAAAAGCUAAUAUGGGAGGAGUAACAAGUCUCUAUUCUUCUUCUGCAAAAGACUCCUUUACGACCGAUGAUGUCAACAAUGCAGUAAGGGCCUUCCAGCAUGAACUGACCGAGGACGAUAGAAAACUAUUUAACUUUGCAAAGCAAGAACUAAGUAAGGAAGUGGCUAAACUCAGUAUUCAGGAUGCGACAAUUUGCAUCGAGUUCAAGGACCGAGAAUUCCUUAAAAUAAGUAAAGGAGAAAGCGAACAACAAUACAUUCGCAUUGCAAAAGACGAAGACGCAGGUUUUAUAAUGAGAUGGGAGAAGCAAGGGUGGAGUAGGUGGGUGUACAGCUCAAUUCAAGAAAUAACAUGGGAAAGUUUUCAGAAUGCAGUAAAGUUGAUUGGUCCUCCUUUGCUUGCAAUUGCUUUCAAUAAAAAAGAUUAAGCAACUUCGUCCGCAUGUCUCUGACAUUUUGCAAUGUGUACCAAUCUAUAUGAUUCUGUAAAAUGAAGAGUUAUGAAAAUGAUGAAACGAUAUUGUCAAUGAAAAAAGAGAACACGAUCGGCUAUGAGAUAAAUGUAUUAUUUAUAUCUCUUCACCUCAGACUAAAAUAUUCUAAUUAUGAGCAGUACAUAUUAUCAUUAUAUUCAUUAACCGUAAUACACAUUAAGAUUACAAAACACAAUAAUUUAACGUCAUAAAUCAUUGUGGGAUAGAACCAAAGAAAAUAGCUUUACUCAUUUGGCUUAUGGGGAUGACAUAUUUUAUGAUCUGAUAUUUUAUAGUUGUCAUCCCUCUAAGCUUUACCCGUAUCUGCAUUUUACUGUUAGGCUUACUUGUUUUAAUAAAUUAAACAUAAAUGUGCAUGUAAAAACUUCAAAUGGGUUGAACUUAAUUCAUAAUUUUAAUCAAUAGACUUAAGUCUUCGAAAAUAUGAUGUGACAGGUGCGAGAAGAUAUCUACCUUGACACUGGUUUCAAUAAACAACAUAAGUUUACAAACAAAAUAACUGUAUUGUUUUUGUAUUUCCAUGAUACUUCUAUGAAAAAUGUAAGAUAUACAUAACGUAUUUAGUUUUAAAUUGACAGUCACAUAUAUUAGAACAAGGCAAUGUGUUUGAUUUCUUGACUUAUUUUUAUUGAAUUAAGGUGGCAGUGUGUACAGAAAUCAGUGUAUAUAGUUAAAUUUCGAUCACAUUUGUUUCUGCAGUGUAAGAUAGUAAUUCAUCCGUUUUCUUAAAACUAUGCUGAAAAAGGACCGACUGAAUAAAUUUGCAGAUGAAAUUGUGAAACACAUUUAUUCCGGAAGGGACCUAAAUUGUUCACCUAAAAAACUUGUAGUGUAACUGUAUAUUGCUUGUAUUAUAAGACUGAAUGUCAAAAAGUAUGUCACUAGGUCGUGGUGGGUCUUUUAUUAUUCAGUAUGAUUCAAUUUUGUUUUUGUAUGUGGAAUAACGAUUAAUUAAAGUAAAAUAAAACGUAUCACAUUAAUAUUCGUGAACGUACACAUGUAGUGUGUAUUUUGCAGGUGUGGGUUAGAUAUCCGACAAAAUAGCUCUGUUUUGUUGUUGUCAUUUAUAACACAUUUUCAUUCAUUUUGUCUUAUGCGAGAAACAGAAAAAAAUAUUUUUAAGUCUGUUGCGUAUUGUUAUAUCUUUUUUUUUUCAAAUAACUAAAAACCUUUUUACGAAAUACACAGUCAUUACGCUA
This is a messenger RNA of Mercenaria mercenaria, 1859 nucleotides long. RefSeq lists its product as uncharacterized. Lineage: Eukaryota; Metazoa; Mollusca; Bivalvia; Venerida; Veneridae. The record is from RefSeq and is a predicted model, not a curated record. The transcript is spliced from 2 exons. The coding region runs from base 178 to 594 and encodes 138 amino acids.